UUCCCUAACACUGGGAUCACACCCUCUUGCCUUGCAGAGAUGGGCGACAUGGAGUCCUACAAGGUGAUGCUGAACGGGCCGGCACCCUGGGGCUUCAGGCUGCAGGGAGGGAAGGAUUUCAGCAUGCCACUCUCCAUCUCCAGGCUGACUCUGGGUGGGAAGGCAGCCCAGGCCGGCGUGGGAGUGGGCGACUGGGUGCUGUACAUCGACGGGGAGAGCACCAGUGCCAUGACACACAUCGAGGCCCAGAACAGGAUCCGUGCCUGUGGGGACAGGCUCUGCCUCACCUUGAGCAGAGCCCAGAACCAGCUGGGGAAGCCGCAGAAGGACUCACUCCCCUGCUCUGAACCCCUGAAAUAUAACUUCGCUCCCAGCACCGCCCUCAACAAAACAGCCCGGCCCUUCGGGGCAGCCCCCCCAGCUGCUGGAGCCCCCCAGCAGCCUCCACAGCCUCUGCAGCCCCCCAGCACCCCCGGGUGUGACCCUGGGAAGCUGAGGAUGUUGGAGGAUGCUGAGGACUGGCAGCCCCGCACCGGCACCUCGCAGUCCCGCUCCUUCCACAAGCUGGCCCAGCUGACGGGCACAGGUGGCAGUGAGUUCCCACAGGGCCUGGCGCUGCCUGGGGAUGUGGGGCUGUUUUGGGGUAACCAGGAGCUGGGAGGAGCAUGGAGGAUGGUGAGGAUGAAUUUAUUAAAAAGCCCAGGAGUGAACACUGUCAGCAUUUCCACAAGGCUCGUGCGUCUCUGGGGCUGUGGAUGUGUGUGGGGAGGGAUGGACUGGUCAAACACUGACUGCUGUGCCACCAUUCUUUCUGAUACCACAGGGAUGCCCAUGGGUCCAACUGGGGCACGGGGCAGCAUCGGUGAGUGCCAGGUUCUGGCAGAGGUGUUGGCAUGUGCCAGGGCAUCUUUGGGGAUGCUUCCCUGUUCCAGAGCAGGGUCCAGUCCUGGUGCUGAGCUCCUGCCCUCUGUCACUCACAGGCAGCCCCCCCAGCCUCUGGAGCCUCCCAGUGACAGUGUGUGUGACCCUGUGAAGCUGAAGAUGUUAGAGGACAUUGUGGACACAAAGCCCCACACCUGGACCUCCCAGUCCCGCUCCUUCCGCAAACUGGCCCGGAUGGUGGGAGCCAGCAGCAUGGAUGAAGGUGACGAUGAGCCCGUUAAAAAGCCCAGGGAUUCCCAUGGGUCCAUCUGGGGCAUAGUGGAGCAGCGGGAGCCUCUGGAGCCCCCCAGCACCCCCGGGUGUGACCCCGGGAAGCUGCGGCUGAUGGAGGACGCGGAGGGCUGGCAGCCCCGCACCGGCACCUCGCAGUCCCGCUCCUUCCGCAAGCUGGCCCAGCUGACGGGCACAGAUGAGAUGGAGGAUGGUGUGGAUGAGAUUGUUAAAAAGCCCAGGGAUGCCCGUGGGUCCAGCUGGGGCACGGUGGAGCAGCGACAGCCCCCACAGCCUCUGGAGCCCCCCAGCACCCCCGGGUGCAAUCCUGGGAAGCUGCGGCUGAUGGAGGAUGCUGAGGACUGGCAGCCCCGCACCGGCACCUCGCAGUCCCGCUCCUUCCGCAAGCUGGCCCAGCUGACGGGCACAGAUGAGAUGGAGGAUCAUGAUGAUGUGUUUGUUAGGAAGCCCAGCCAGGUCUCCGUGCCGGACCCAUCCCCAGGAGCAACGAUGAAGACGGAGCCAGGACUGGCCCCCAGGACCCCCAGUGCCAGCCCCAGCCCCACCAGCCGCCCGCCCUGGGCUGUGGACCCCUCAUUUGCCGAGCGCUACGCCCCGGACAAGACGAGCACGGUGGUGAGCAAGCACAGCCAGCCUGCCACGCCCACCCCCAUGCAGAACCGCAGCUCCAUCGUGCAGGCAGCCCAGCAGGCCCCCGAGGGGCCUGGCCGCACCCCCCUGUGCUACAAAUGCAACAAAGUCAUCAGGGGACGGUACCUCGUGGCGCUGGGACAUUAUUACCACCCCGAGGAGUUCGUGUGCUGCCAGUGCAGGAAGGUGCUGGAUGAGGGCGGCUUCUUUGAGGAGAAAGGCUCCAUCUUCUGCCCCAAGUGCUACGACACGCGCUACGCGCCCACCUGCGCCAAGUGCAAGAAGAAGAUCACUGGGGAGGUGAUGCACGCACUGAAGAUGACCUGGCACGUGCAGUGCUUCACCUGCAACGCCUGCAAAACUCCCAUCCGCAACCGAGCCUUCUACAUGGAGGAGGGACAGCCCUACUGCGAGAGAGACUAUGAGAAGAUGUUUGGCACCAAGUGCCGCGGCUGUGACUUCAAGAUCGAUGCUGGGGACCGGUUCCUGGAGGCGCUGGGCUUCAGCUGGCACGACACUUGCUUUGUCUGUGCGAUCUGCCAGACCAACCUGGAAGGGAAGACGUUCUACUCCAAGAAGGACAAGCCUCUGUGCAAGAGCCACGCUUUCUCCCAUGUGUGAGGGGUGGAAAUCCAGCUGUGCCAACACAUGUCCCUGUCCCUGCAUGCUCCUCUCCCCCUGCCCUGCUGGCCCUACGGAGCCAGGCUGGGCCCUUGGCCCUUUCCCUUGCUCCUGCCCCUUUCCUAGCAUCUCCUGGCUCAACUCCAGCCAGAUAGAGUGCUGGCUCCAGCCUUUGAUAGCUGGGUGGCUUCUUAUAUGCUUUUCAGCUGGCCCUAGGAGCCCUGGGAAUGGGAUGCUGCAUGGAUCUUCUGCCCCUGAGCCACGCAGCAUGGUGGGCACAACCGUGCUGAGGCUGGAAUUGGAGAGGGUCUGCCACAGCUGGGCUGCUCCCUUGCUGCCUGGCAGCUCAUUGCUGGGGCAGGGACACUCCUUACACAUCCCUCCCUGAGUGGGUGAGGACCAGCUCCUGUCUCACUCUCCCCAGCCUUCCCUGCUGUGUGCUUGGGGCUGGAGACCCAGCCCUGCUCCUCUGCUGGGGCCCUGCCCAUGCCAACCCACCAGGCACCCCUCACACUGCUGCGGUGGUUUCCUGCCCCAGCUGCAUUCCAGGGGUGUCUGUUCCUCAUACCCCCACCCUGCUGGCAUCCCCUGGGGCUGGCAUCACCCCCAGCCGUGGGCUGGCAGCGUGUGCUGAUGCCAGCCCAGCCAGGCGGCUGCUCCUGCAAGGCUUGGGCACAGCUUCCUACCAAAGAGCUCUCUGCCACUGCCAUCCUGGGGCCACCGAUGCCUCCCCCCAAACCACACCCUCCGGUCGGGCUGCGCUGAUGUAGCCACGGUGCUUUUAGUGCCUUUAAUAAACACGUCUCUGCAAGUGC
Messenger RNA from Zonotrichia albicollis (white-throated sparrow), 3239 nucleotides. Lineage: Eukaryota; Metazoa; Chordata; Aves; Passeriformes; Passerellidae. The record is from RefSeq and is a predicted model, not a curated record.